UACCUUGUCGUACUGGCUGUGAGCUUUGGUCAGCAUCUGGAUGAUGUCCACCGCCUGCCCUUCGCCUCGCACGCCGCCCGCACUUCCGUCCGGGGGCGGCCAAGCAUCCUGCCCCGCCGCCUGCUCCUGCUGGGCUCCGACUACUCUCCCCCUCACCCUCUUCCUCGGCCCCCUGCCCCCGGCCUGACCAACGAGCACCCGGGCGUCGGCGACCGCGAUGGAAGCGGGGGCGGAGUCAACCACGGCGUGGUGGGAGUGGUGGGCCUGGCCCCGGAGCACAUCGCCACGCCGGGCGCCGCCCUGAGCUGGCAGGCCGCCAUCGACGCCGCCCGCCAGGCCAAGAUGAUGGGCAACGCGGCCUCGGGCGGCGCGGCGGGGCUGGCGGCGGGAGGGGGCGGCCCCAUCUCCACGGCCAGCUCCACGCAGCGCAAGAGGCAGCACUACAGCUCCAAGCCCAAGAAGCAGACGGCCACCACGGCCACGCGGCCCCCUCGAGCGCUGCUCUGCCUCACGCUCAAGAACCCCAUUCGCCGGGCCUGCAUCAGCAUCGUGGAGUGGAAACCCUUCGAGAUCAUCAUCCUGAUGACCAUUUUCGCUAACUGUGUGGCCUUAGCCGUCUACAUCCCCUUCCCCGAAGACGACUCCAACGCCACCAACUCCAAUUUGGAGCGUGUGGAGUACUUGUUCCUCAUCAUCUUCACCGUGGAGGCGUUCCUGAAGGUGAUAGCCUACGGCCUGCUCUUCCACCCGAAUGCCUACCUGAGGAACGGCUGGAAUCUGCUCGACUUCAUCAUCGUCGUCGUCGGGUUGUUCAGUGCCAUCCUGGAGCAGGCGACCAAGGGCGACGGCGCCGCUCCCAUCGGAGGAAAGGCGGCGGGCUUCGACGUCAAGGCCCUGAGGGCCUUCCGAGUGCUCCGACCCCUCCGACUGGUCUCCGGAGUACCCAGUUUACAGGUGGUGUUGAACUCCAUCAUCAAGGCCAUGGUCCCCCUGCUCCACAUCGCCCUGCUGGUCCUCUUCGUCAUCAUCAUCUACGCCAUCAUCGGCCUGGAGCUCUUCAUGGGCAAGAUGCACAAGACGUGCUUUCACGAGCACGCAGGCACGAUAGCGGAGGAAAGACCGGCGCCGUGCGCGCCCGACAUGGCGUACGGCCGACACUGCAACCACAACGGGACCAAGUGCAAAAUGGGCUGGGAGGGCCCCAACGACGGCAUCACCAACUUCGACAACUUCGCCUUCGCCAUGCUGACCGUGUUCCAGUGCAUCACCAUGGAGGGCUGGACCGACGUGCUGUACUGGAUGCAGGACGCUAUGGGCUAUGAGCUGCCGUGGGUCUAUUUUGUCUCUCUCGUCAUCUUCGGCUCCUUUUUCGUCCUCAAUCUCGUUCUGGGGGUGUUGAGUGGAGAGUUUUCCAAGGAAAGGGAGAAGGCCAAGGCACGAGGCGACUUCCAGAAACUGCGAGAAAAACAGCAGCUGGAGGAGGAUCUCAAGGGCUACUUAGACUGGAUCACUCAGGCUGAAGACAUCGACCCGGAGAACGAGGAGGAGGGUCUGGAUGACGACAAACCCAGAAACCUGAGCAUGCCGGCCAGCGAGAACGAAUCGGUCAACACGGACAAUGCGCCCGGAGGCGACGUGGAGGGCGAGACCUGCUGUACCCGGCUAGCAAAUAGGAUCUCCAAAUCCAAGUUCAGUCGCUACUCUCGCAGGUGGAACCGGCUGUGCAGGCGCAAAUGUCGAGCGGCGGUCAAGUCGCAGGUUUUCUACUGGCUGGUCAUCUUCCUGGUUUUCCUCAACACGCUGACCAUCGCUUCGGAGCAUCACCACCAGCCGCAGUGGUUGACCGACAUACAAGACAUCGCCAACAAGGUGUUACUCGCGCUCUUCACCGGCGAGAUGCUGUUGAAGAUGUACAGUCUGGGCCUUCAGGCGUACUUCGUGUCGCUCUUCAACCGCUUCGACAGCUUCGUGGUCUGCGGCGGGAUUCUGGAGACCAUCCUGGUGGAAACCAAGAUCAUGUCGCCGCUCGGCAUCUCCGUGCUGCGUUGCGUACGCUUGCUGCGAAUCUUCAAAAUAACCAGAUACUGGAACUCGCUGUCCAACUUGGUGGCGUCCUUGCUGAACUCGGUCCGCUCCAUCGCCUCCCUGCUGCUCCUGCUCUUCCUCUUCAUCAUCAUCUUCUCCCUGCUGGGCAUGCAGCUCUUCGGCGGCAAGUUUAACUUCGAGGAGACCCGGCGGAGCACCUUCGACAACUUCCCCCAGUCGCUGCUGACCGUCUUCCAGAUCUUAACCGGAGAAGACUGGAACUCGGUGAUGUACGACGGGAUCAUGGCGUACGGCGGGCCCUCCUUCCCCGGCAUGCUGGUCUGCAUCUACUUCAUCAUCCUCUUCAUCUGCGGGAACUAUAUCCUACUCAACGUCUUCUUGGCCAUCGCUGUGGACAAUCUGGCUGACGCGGAGAGCCUGACUUCGGCCCAGAAGGAGGAAGAGGAGGAGAAGGAGAGGAAGAAACUGGCCAGGCUGGGCACUCCUGACAAGCGGCACAACAACGAGAAGCCUCCACUGGAGGAGGAGAAGAGAGAGAAGAUUGAGCUGAAGUCCAUCACCUCUGAUGGCGAGACCAACACUGCCACCAAAAUCAACAUGGACGAUUACUGCGGCGACGAAAGCGAAGAGAAGAAUCCCUACCCCGCCAACGACUACAUAGGCGACGACGACGACGAGGAGCCGGACGUGCCGGUGGGCCCGAGGCCGCGGCCGCUGUCCGACAUCCAGCUCAAGGAGAAGGCGGUUCCCAUGCCCAAGGCCCGGGCCUUCUUCGUCUUCAGCCACACCAACAAGUUCAGGGUUCUGUGCCAUAAAAUCGUCAACCACAACAUCUUCACCAACCUCAUCCUCUUCUUCAUCCUGCUCAGCAGCAUCAGUCUGGCGGCGGAGGACCCGGUCAAGAACGACUCCUUCAGAAACGAGAUCCUGGGCUACGCGGACCACGUCUUCACGGGGCUUUUCACCAUCGAGAUUAUCCUCAAGAUGACGGCCUACGGAGCCUUCCUCCACAAAGGUUCUUUCUGCAGGAACUAUUUCAACAUUCUGGACCUGGUGGUCGUGAGCGUUUCCCUCAUCUCCUCCGGGAUACAGUCCAGCGCAAUCAACGUGGUGAAGAUCCUGCGGGUUCUCCGAGUGCUUCGACCUCUGCGGGCCAUCAACAGAGCCAAGGGUCUAAAGCACGUGGUGCAGUGCGUGUUCGUGGCCAUCAGGACCAUCGGCAACAUCGUCAUCGUCACCACUUUGCUCCAGUUCAUGUUCGCUUGCAUCGGAGUGCAGCUCUUCAAGGGCAAGUUCUUCUCCUGCACGGACAGCUCGAAACAGACCAAGGCGGAGUGCAGAGGCUCCUACAUCAAGUACAAGGACGGCGACGUGGCCAAGCCCGAAAGAGCCCUGAGGGUGUGGGAGAACAGCGAGUUUAACUUUGACGACGUGCUGCAAGGCAUGAUGGCUCUGUUUGCGGUGUCCACCUUUGAGGGCUGGCCGGGGCUCCUGUACCGGGCCAUCGACUCUCACACCGAGGACGUGGGUCCCAUCUACAACUACCGCGUGGUCAUCUCCAUCUUCUUCAUCAUCUACAUCAUCAUCAUCGCCUUCUUCAUGAUGAACAUCUUCGUCGGUUUCGUCAUCGUCACGUUCCAGGAGCAAGGCGAGCAGGAGUAUAAGAACUGCGAGCUGGACAAGAACCAGCGUCAAUGUGUUGAGUACGCGCUGAAGGCCCGCCCCCUCCGCCGGUACAUCCCCAAGAACCCGUACCAGUACAAGGUGUGGUACGUGGUCAACUCCACCUACUUUGAAUACCUGAUGUUCACGCUCAUCCUCCUCAACACCAUCUGUCUGGCCAUGCAGCACCACGGUCAGACGAAGAACUUCAACGACGCCAUGAACAUCCUCAACAUGCUCUUCACCGGCCUCUUCACGGUGGAGAUGAUCCUCAAGUUGAUCGCCUUCAAACCGAGGGGUUACUUUAGUGAUCCCUGGAAUGUGUUUGAUUUCCUCAUCGUAAUUGGCAGCAUAAUCGACGUCAUUCUCAGUGAGAUCAACCCAGCUGACUCCUCCUCGUCCUCCUCCUCUUCGUCCUCCUCCUCUUCCUCCUCUCACCCCCCUGUGGUAAGGCCAAUGGGCCUGCAAAACUCUGAAGAGAACGCCCGGAUCUCCAUCACCUUCUUCCGGCUGUUCCGUGUGAUGCGGCUGGUGAAGCUGCUCUCUCGCGGGGAAGGGAUCCGGACGCUUUUGUGGACCUUCAUCAAAUCCUUCCAGGCUCUUCCUUACGUCGCCUUGCUGAUCGUGAUGCUCUUCUUCAUAUACGCAGUCAUCGGCAUGCAGAUGUUUGGCAAGAUUGCGCUGCGGGACCACACGCAGAUCAACAGGAACAACAAUUUCCAGACGUUCCCCCAGGCGGUCUUGCUUCUCUUCAGAUGUGCGACGGGCGAGGCGUGGCAGGAGAUCAUGCUGGCGUGCGCGGCCAACCGGCUGUGCGAGAAAGGAUCCGCCAACGAGAACGUCACCGUCCACGAGGACUGCGGGAGCCAGUUUGCCAUCAUCUACUUUGUCAGCUUCUACAUGCUCUGUGCCUUUCUGAUCAUCAAUCUCUUCGUGGCUGUCAUCAUGGACAACUUUGACUACCUGACACGGGAUUGGUCCAUCCUGGGGCCGCAUCAUCUUGACGAGUUCAAGAGGAUCUGGGCCGAGUACGACCCGGAAGCGAAGGGGCGGAUCAAGCACCUGGAUGUGGUGACUCUGCUACGAAGAAUCCAGCCCCCGCUGGGUUUUGGGAAACUAUGUCCUCACCGGGUCGCCUGCAAGCGUCUGGUAUCCAUGAACAUGCCGCUGAACAGCGACGGAACCGUCAUGUUCAAUGCAACGCUGUUCGCGCUGGUCAGAACUGCACUGAGGAUCAAGACGGAAGGUAAUCUGGAGCAGGCCAACGAGGAACUGAGGGCCAUCGUAAAGAAGAUCUGGAAGAGAACCAGCAUGAAACUGCUGGAUCAAGUCGUGCCUCCUGCUGGCGACGACGAAGUGACGGUCGGAAAGUUCUACGCCACCUUCCUCAUUCAGGAGUAUUUCCGCAAGUUCAAGAAGAGGAAAGAACAAGGGCUGGUGGCCAAGGUGCCGCCCAAAACUGCCCUUUCUCUGCAGGCGGGCCUGCGGACAUUGCACGACAUCGGUCCGGAGAUUAGGAGGGCCAUCUCCGGAGACCUGACGGUGGAGGAAGAGGUGGACAAAGGCCCGAAGGAGCCGGUGUCGGCCGCAUCCGAGGACGAUAUCUUCAGGCGGUCAGGCGGAUUGUUCGGCAACCACGUCAACUACUACAACCAGAGCGACGGCCGCGCCUCCUUCCCGCAGUCCUUCACUACCCAGCGUCCCUUGCACAUCAGCCAGAAGGGCUCGCCGUGCGAAGGCGAGAGCCCGUCGCACGAGAAGCUCAUGGACUCCACCACGUUCACGCCGUCCUCGUAUUCGUCGUCGGGAUCCAACGCCAACAUCAACAACGCCAACAACACCGGCGUGACGGGCGUGGCCCCGCAGGGCGUGGGCCGCUUGCCGAGCCCGUCCAUCAGCACGGUGGACGGGCACACGGGACAGCCGUUGACGCCCAUCCUGCUGCCCAGGUCGGCCUGGUGCUUCCCUCCAAAGAGCUCCGACUCGAGUGACAGCCACCUGCCGAUCAUCCGCAGGGGCGAAGGGUCGACGGAGGAAACGUACGACGAGAGCUACGCCGACGAGCGGGAUUUCCACGAGGACGACCACUCGCUCUCCUCAGACAUGCUGGUGUACCACGACGACACCUGCAAACAGUUGACUCCCAUGGAGGAAGGAGACGACGUGGAGGAGAGAAGUGGAGGAGGCGGGUGGCAGUCUCCCAGAAGAGUCUUCUUCUGUCCCACCUCUUUGGGUACCCACAUGACUACAUUUCAUCCUUUUGGAUUUGGAGUUGGUUUUUGUUGGGUUUUUUUUUUUAACCUUCAAAUUCUUUCUGUCUCAUCAGGGCGGAGAUCUUCUUUCCAUUUAGAGUGUCUGAGGAGGCAGUCGAGGCCAGACGUCUCGCAGAAGACGGCCGUCCCGCUGCACCUCGUCCAUCAUCAGGCACUAGCGGUGGCCGGGCUGAGUCCCUUGAUAAGGAGGAGCCACUCGCCCACCCUCUUCAGCCGCCUAUGCUCAACGCCUCCGGCCAGCCCCACAGGGCAAAGCGGCGAUGCCUCAUAUCAGCGGGUACCCUCGCUGAGGUUAGAGGGCUCCAACUCCCACGAAAAACUCAACACCAGCUUGCCCUCAGUCAACUGCGGGCCCUGGUAUAGCGACAGUAACGGGAACAGUCGGGUACCCAGUCCUAGCCCCGCCUCCGGGAUGCCUACGGCCAAUCAGAGAGCAGCGCGGCCGGUGUCGCUCACGGUGCCCUCGCUAUUGGGCCACGACUCCAGUUCGCUGUCUCACGGCAGCGCAGGAAGUCUGGUAGAGGCGGUGCUAAUAUCUGAAGGUUUGGGCCAGUUUGCGCAGGACCCCUCCUUCAUCGAAGCCACCAAGGCCGAGCUGGCCGACGCCUGCGACAUGACCAUCGAGGAGAUGGAGCACGCCGCCAGCAACAUCCUCAACGGCAACACUGCCGCCGGCGCGUCGGAGGCCGCCGCGCCCUCCGCCGCCUCCCGGCACAGCCCCAACGGUAACCUCCGGCGCUUCCACAGGGACCGAGAGGCGGAGGACGGCGGGGAGACCGGCGGGAGCCGAGGCUCCGCCCUCCACGGCCCGUCCUCUGUGGAAGAGCGGCAGGAGCUGCUGGCGGGGGUACGGGGGCAGGAAGAGGAGGAGGAAGAGGAAGGACACCACAGAAGCUCAGUGGGGGUGGGAGGAGCGCGGCAGAGGACCAGCGGGCUGCUGGAGGACGAGGACAUGGAGUGUGUGACCAGUUUGUAGGACCUGCACCGGACAGCUCGUGAUUGCUGGCUCUGUUAGUCCCCGCCCCCUUAACACACACACACACACACACA
Molecule: messenger RNA, 7031 nt
Organism: Syngnathoides biaculeatus (alligator pipefish)
Lineage: Eukaryota; Metazoa; Chordata; Actinopteri; Syngnathiformes; Syngnathidae
Gene: cacna1c
Product: calcium channel, voltage-dependent, L type, alpha 1C subunit
Exons: 50
Coding region: 343-6957 (2204 amino acids)
Biological process (GO): calcium ion import across plasma membrane
Cellular component (GO): voltage-gated calcium channel complex; membrane
Molecular function (GO): high voltage-gated calcium channel activity
Source: RefSeq, a predicted model, not a curated record